UAGCAAACUUGCACGUUUAGUACGUUGCGGUUCGUUUGCCUUGUCAGUUCGUUGAAAUCUUUGUGGUAGUGAUAAAAAUUGUAGCUACAUUAAUUUUGUACGCGAUGACCAAACGUCAUUUCAUAUAACCAUACGACAGGAAGGCUUUGCAUACAAGGCAAAUCUUUGUGGUAUUUUGAAGAAAACAUUUAUAUUAUUUUUAAAGCGUUUACAUGAUAUGAGAGCAGUUAGUUAAUAUGUGGUGCUUAACAAGUUUAUAAAAAUUAUUUGCAGAUUAAAGAAAAAACUUGGAAAAUUAAUUUGUGUGUGUGUGAUACUGAAUCGAGAAGAAAAAUACGGUGGCGAUGUCCGAAACGGGGUCGCCGGGCAAAACGCAGAAGGGUGGACAGCAGCAGCGUCGUCAACUGCGCGAACGCAAGCAGCGUAAACUCUAUCUCGAAGAGUGGGCACUCGGAGAUGAUGAUUUAGAGGGGAUACGAGGAUUUAGCGUCUCCGAAAAACUCGAAUCAUCCAAGUUUGCACAAACUGGUAUGGUGCGUGAAAUGCGUGGCAGUGAUUUGAAUGUGGGUUUCCUUCAACAAUAUGGCUUUAAUAUUCCAUUACUGUUUCGAGAAAAGGCCGGGUUAGGGUUACGUAUGCCCGAUCCCAAUGAAUUCACCAUAAAUGAUGUACGUUUAUGCGUUGGCUCACGUCGAAUUCUGGACGUAAUGGACGUAAAUACACAAAAAAAUUUACAAAUGACCGUGAAAGAGUGGCAACAGUAUUAUGAUAAUCCACAGAAAGAUCGACUUCUUAACGUAAUCUCACUGGAAUUUUCCCAUACACGCUUAGAUGGUUAUGUACAAUGUCCAGAAAUUGUUCGGCAAAUUGAUUGGGUGGAUGUCGUAUGGCCGAAACGUUUGAAAGAUGCGCAAAAGGAAGGCACAAACGUGCUGGGAGAAAUGAUGUAUCCAAAAGUGCAAAAGUACUGUCUCAUGUCCGUAAAAAAUUGCUACACUGAUUUUCAUAUUGACUUUGGUGGUACUUCGGUUUGGUAUCACAUUUUAAAGGGUAGCAAGGUGUUUUGGUUGAUACCGCCAACUGAAAAAAAUCUGCAGUUAUAUGAGAAAUGGGUAUUAUCCGGUAAACAGGCUGACAUCUUCUUUGGCGAUACAGUCGAAAAGUGUGCUCGCGUAUAUCUAACAGCUGGCAACACUUUCUUUAUUCCAACAGGUUGGAUACAUGCUGUAUAUACACCCACCGACACAUUGGUGUUUGGUGGAAACUUUUUGCAUUCCUUUGGCAUUGUUAAACAACUUAAAACGGCGCAGGUCGAAGAUGCCACAAAAGUUCCACAAAAAUUCCGGUACCCAUUCUUUACCGAAAUGUUAUGGUACGUACUAGCCCGGUAUGUGUACACAUUAUUGGGCCACUCUCAUUUGGAAGGUGAACCUUCGGUGAGUGAAGAGGAAAUAGCCAAACGUAAUCAUGUACAUCUCACACAUUAUGAACUAUUCGGAUUGAAAGAGAUCGUUAUGUAUUUAUAUGAUCUGCCACCACAAAAGAAGAAUGUACCAGAACUUGUACGAGAUCCAGUAGCACUGAUAAAAGAUGUUCGCACUUUAGUGGAACGACAUUGUAAAGACAGACCAGAAUUAGCUAUAACGGGUGAGUCUGUAUUGAAACCACCCAGCCAGAUGCAUCCUACGUACAAGGUGUAUGACCGUGUGAGUGUAAAGCAGGAAAUCAAAGCAGAAAUCGCACGAAAAAACGCAGAAAUUAUACGCGAACAACAGCAGUUGGAUGCAGCGAAUGCGGCAAAUGCAAAUACGAAUACAACUGAGAUUGCAUCAUUUAACAAUGUUGUCCUGAAGAGUGAGUUGAGUUCGAAAGCGAAUUUGAGUUGUAUUGUAAAGGAAACAGACAAUGACAGUAUCAUUGUGAAAGAAUGUAAAAAGGAAACCAUAGAAAAUGGAACACCAUCCCAGCCUGCCACGUUUGUGUCACCAACGGAUAGUCUCAAAUAUCGUCCGCCGAAAAAGAUGCAUCUCGCUAAUGCUGUGGCCGCUGCAGCACAUCAAGCCACCAAUACCGUUAGUGUCAUUGCCUCGUGCUCCAGCUAUAAUUCAUCUCCAACAGCUACAUCAACAAAUUCAGCAGGAGCAGCAACCCCUAUGCCCAAUCAAACACCAUUUCACACUCAUACACAAACCUAUUCGCAUAACAUCAAUGCCACUAAUACUGCUGAGAAUGCUUGUCUCUCGCCAAGUGAAUCAAAGUUGACACCAAACGUCACGGGCACGGGUCAGCCACGUCGUCGACGAACGCGUUGUAAGGUAUGCGCAGCGUGUCAGAGAUCCGAUUGUGGCGAAUGCAGUUUCUGUUUGGAUAUGGUAAAAUUUGGUGGUCCCGGUCGUGCUAAGCAAACUUGCAUGAUGCGUCAGUGUCUCUCACCUAUGCUGCCCGUUACAGCCCAGUGUUUUGUCUGUCAUUUGGAUGGCUGGCGUCAAGUCCCCGUAUCGCCCCAAACUAAGCAAUUAGCAUCACUGGAUGGACCAUCGUCGUUAAUGGAGUGUUCGGUGUGCUAUGAGAUUGCGCAUCCUGAUUGUGCACGCUCGCUAUUGGAUGGCACUGAAGAUGCUCAUGAUGCUAAGGGAAUAGUAAAUGAGGAUUUACCAAACAGUUGGGAAUGUCCUAGCUGUUGCCGAUCUGGAAAAAAUAAUGACUACAAGCCUCGUCACUUCAGAGCACGCCAGAAGUCUUCGGAAGUGAGACGAACGUCGGUAGGUGGCACAAAUAUCGCUACAGCCGGACACGAUCACGACAGCAAUCAGUUGCCACCGCCUAUUGGUCAAUAUAAUGAUUUUGUUUUCACAUCGGAAUCAGAAAUAGAGGCAUGUUCUGCUAAUACUGUUCACUGGAAGCAUGUGGCUAAACGGCAUCAUCACAACAUCGAGGUGAAGACUGAACGAAGCUAUGAUACCUCUUCGCCGGGUAUUUCGCCCAAUACCACAGGUGAUCGCAUCAAGCGUCGUAAAAGCGAUGAUGGUUUAAGCUUGUGCAGUAGUAUGCAGGACAGUAUUGAGGCAGGUGCCUCUAUGGAUUGCCAUGUUGGUAUUGGAAAUGGCGGUAUAGUCGGAAACAAUGGCACACAAAUGCCGCGCAAAAAGAAUUCUAUUCGUUCUCAAUUGGCACAGCAAAUGCUCAAUUCGUCAACACGAGUUCUUAAGAAACCACAUUAUGUGGUGCGGCCAGCUGGACAUUUGUCAUCCGGAGGCAGCGGUCUUGGUGGCAAUCACUUUAGCGCGGCAAAUUUAGCGCUCGAUCCGACUUUGUUAAAAAUUAUCUUCCGAUAUUUACCCCAUGAAACACUAGUCACUUGCUCGUCGGUCUGUAAAGUAUGGUCGAAUGUAUCUGUGGAUCCAGAUCUAUGGAAAACAAUGAACUGUGCCGAACAUAAAUUGUCUGCUGCAUUACUAACAGCAAUUGUUCGUCGUCAGCCAGAGCAUCUAAUUCUUGAUUGGACGCAAAUUGCCAAGCGACAGCUAGCGUGGGUGAUUGCACGUCUACCUGCUCUGAAACAUCUAUCGCUACAAAAUUGUCCUAUUCAGGCAGUGCCCGCCCUGCACACAUGCCUCUGUCCGCCAUUACAAAUUUUGGAUCUGAGCUUUGUGCGUGGCCUUAACGAUGCCGCUAUACGUGAUAUACUAUCCCCGCCCAAGGAUUCGCGACCUGGUUUAGCAGAUUCGAAAACGCGUUUACGUGAUCUCAAAACACUCAAGCUGGCCGGAACAGACAUAACAGACGUGGCGUUGAGGUACAUAACACAAGCACUGCCGAAUCUUGUGCAUCUAGAUCUAUCAUCAUGCCAGCGUAUUACUGAUGCUGGUGUGGCACAAAUCGGCACUUCACCAAAUGCCAUAGUGAAAUUGGUGGAAUUAAAUUUAAGCGCCUGUCGUUUGGUGUCCGAAUUUUCUUUGGAACACUUAGCCAAAUGUGAGCAAUUAAUUUGGUUGGACUUGCGGCACGUACCGCUGGUGCCGACACAAGCGGUGAUUAAAUUCGCAGCGGAAUCCAAACAUGAUCUCUGUGUGAAGGACAUAAAGUUGGUGGAAAAGCGGCGACUGCAGAAGGCGUCUCACCUGACGUCAUCUUCGAAUUUGGGAGGUAUGGGAUCAGUAAGCAGCUGGAAUGACUAAUCAGAUUGGGAAAGUAUAGAAGUAAAAUAAUUAAUUUUAUAGCUAUGAGCGUGAUUAGACUUUGAUAAGUUAAACUGAAUGUAUAAAAAAUAUAUAUGUGUAAUUGCAAUGCUGUAAGAGAGUAUGUAUAUAUGUACGUAAGCAGCCAAACUGCAAAGCAUUUAAUUGAUGAGCUGUUAAGUUCUAUAUGAGUGAGAAAGUUGAGCAAAAUUAAAAAAUAAACGCCCAUAUCAGGAGUAACAAUUUUCGUUAGAUGUCAAAAAAUUAAAAUACUAAAAAGUUAGGAGCGUCCUUCUUUCGUUUCCAAACUUUUGGUCAAUUACACAUGAAAUACUAGACUUUUUAACCCUUUUUAAAUGAAAUGAUUUUUUUUUUAUUUAUUUCAAUUUUGCGAUAUCUCGUCAUUGAAUUAAAUGAAAAUUAUUUCAUCACCACCUUCGAGCACAAUCGAAGAACGAAUGAGACUUAUAAUAUGGGUCGAAUUAGAAUCAAUAAGCUCCUAAGAAGGAAAAAAAAUUAUUAAAACAGUGAAAAUUAUACUUUCGAAUAUUCGAACAAUAAUAUUCGAAAUGUUGUGAUCUGAUUUCUUCAGAUAAAUUUAGUCUCGAAAAAAUGUAAUAUGAGUUCUGCUAGUUGAUCAGAUGGGCAGUAACCAUCCUUUUAGAGGACUGUAGAAAAAUUUUAUUGGUAUCUUUAUCGUUUGACGGCUUAAAGUAUGUAUAAUUUCAUAGUUGUUGAAAUACAAAAAAAUCUUGAACGCAAUUAAUAAAUUAAAAAUUGAGAAAAUACUUAAAAACUGAAAAAAUAAACUGUAUAAAUGAACAGAUUCAAAUUUAACCGCCAAAAUAAACAGCUUUUACACAUCUUGCUGGCUAGUUUUUACUGAGAUUUCUCAAUGAACAUAAAUAUUAUCAUUCUACCUUAAGGUAACAAUUUAUACAUAUAAUAUUUAUUAAAAUGCAAUAACAAUGUUGAAACAGAUUAAUUAGUGAAUAAAAAUCACAAAGACCAACUCGAUUUAGGUCGAAAUUAAGUAAUUAACAUUAUAAUGUCUCUUUCAAUUUAUUAUUGAUUUUUUUUCAAUGGGCUAUUUAUAUCUCAAAAGCCGUAGUUAUGUAUGUAUGUAUGAAUUUCAACUUUAAUAAAUACGUUCAUGAUUACAGAACAAAUCUAAAAGUAUUUGUAGGGAAUUGUGAAAAUCAGACAAUGAAGCAUAAUUUCAAAAUCAUUAUUAUUAGUGAAAUGAUGGAUAAAAUCUGUAAUAAAAUUUAUUUUGCAUAAAACUAAAAAAAAAUGUAAAGUCUUUGAAACCAGGAACGAGCUGGCAGUAUUAACUUAAUAUUUAAUACCGACUUGAGGAUUUUAUAAUUAAUUACACUACAAAGGGAAUGAAAUACAAACAUAUGUGCAUGUGUAUUAAAUUCAUCGAAUCUGUCCCUUCUUUAAAAUUCGAGGUAUUGCAUUCAAAAGCUUUGAAAGAUAACAAUUAACAAUUGUAUAUAUAUUUUAUAUAGCAACAAAUUGUUUAGAAUUAAAGCAAUAUGAUUAUUAUCUAUUCCAAUUACCAUUUAAUUUUUACUAUCAAUCAUAAAAUAUUUAAGAGUUUUUAUUUCUUAUAUACUAUAUUUAUCAAUCUACAAUUUUACACUGCUUCCGAACGGCAGAUAGAUUUUCAUAAGAAGCUUUUAAUGGAUGCCGAUAGUCGACCGCUUUAAAAAGAGUUUUACAUUCUGAUCUGACAAGGAUUCAAGUCUUCGUCUCUCCGACUGGUAACAGACGAUAAUCAAUGACAUUUUUAGAAUCUUAUUUAGAAUUCAAAUUUGUUAAGUUCAAUAUUGCACAUGGUAUCUGUUCUCUUCGUAAUAAAAAAAGUUAUCAAAUGUCAGCAGUAAAUUUUUAAGAUAUCAAGUCUUAAAUAGUGAAAAUGAACGGGCAACAUAUACUGGGCAUCUCGUAGACACUAAUAUAUAUAUAUAACCAUUACAAAAACUGUUGACCCAGCUUCUCGGACUUCCGGUGUACUUGACGACUUCUUUUACUAAAGUAUUGCAGCUGAUAAUAUUAUUUCUAUUAGUGAGUUUGGUCAAUCAAAUACUAAAUGAAAUGUUUCCCAUAACAUAUGAGUGUUAAAAAAAAUUUGAAAAUGCAAAAU
Ceratitis capitata (Mediterranean fruit fly) is the source of this 6330-nucleotide messenger RNA. RefSeq names its product jmjC domain-containing histone demethylation protein 1 (gene Kdm2). Gene Ontology annotation, molecular function: histone demethylase activity; transcription coregulator activity; DNA binding. The transcript has 5 exons. The record is from RefSeq and is a predicted model, not a curated record. Lineage: Eukaryota; Metazoa; Arthropoda; Insecta; Diptera; Tephritidae. Gene Ontology annotation, biological process: protein demethylation; regulation of transcription by RNA polymerase II. Bases 345 to 4178 code for a protein of 1277 amino acids.